Messenger RNA from Salvia miltiorrhiza (redroot sage), 2533 nucleotides. RefSeq lists its product as uncharacterized. Gene Ontology annotation, molecular function: protein binding. The transcript has 2 exons. The record is from RefSeq and is a predicted model, not a curated record. The coding region runs from base 434 to 2371 and encodes 645 amino acids. NCBI's taxonomy places the organism in Eukaryota, Viridiplantae, Streptophyta, Magnoliopsida, Lamiales, Lamiaceae.
UUUUUUUAUUACAGGAGGAGAGACGAGCAAAGAAGAAAGUGAGCAAAAAAUAAUAGUCCAGUAACAGGACACCACGCCCCACCACAAACGUUGUAAUCUCUUUCUCUUACUGUGUUCUUAAUUGUGUGUGUCACUACUAUGCCUUGACAUCUAUGGCCACUCACGGGAGGGAACGAAUCUUGAACUCGAGGGAAUUUCAUAGUUUCCCAAUACUUAUUUUCCAUAUCCACAAAAAUACAGCAAAAUAAUAAAUAAAGCCAACUACUAUCAACAAAUUUGUGGCCUUUCUUCUCUUCAACUCAUUAUCAUCUGCAAAUACUUCAUCACUUGCAUAAUUCUCACUAUUGUAUUUUUCCCCUUCCUCUUUUCUUGUCUUUCAGCAGACGAAAAUAAAAAGACUUAGCAACUUGUUUAGGUUUGUAGAUAAAAUCAAAUGGAUCCUCCUCCUCCCAGAUACUUCCCUUUGAGAUGGGAGAGCACAGGAGAUCAAUGGUGGUUUGCUUCUCCAAUAGAUUGGGCUGCUGCCAACGGCCACUACGACUUAGUGAGGGAGCUUCUUUACAUUGACACCAAUCUUCUCAUCAAAUUAACCUCCCUCCCGAGAAUCCGCCGCCUCGAGACCGUCUGGGACGACGACGCCACCUUCGCCGACGUCGCCAAGUGCAGGUCCCAAGUCGCCAGAAAGCUCCUCCUCGGAUGCCAAAACAGAAACGGUCACAAUUCUCUCAUCAGGGCUGGCUAUGGAGGUUGGUUGCUCUACACCGCCGCCUCAGCUGGAGAUAUGGGCUUUGUUAAAGAAUUGCUGCAGAGGGAUCCUCUGCUGGUGUUCGGAGAGGGAGAGUACGGCGUCACUGAUAUGUUUUAUGCGGCGGCCAGGAGCAGGAAUUCCGAGGUCUUCAUGAUCUUGUUUGAUUGUUCUCUCUCCACAAGGGGGCAACCGGGUUUUAAGGCUGAGAUGUUGAAUAGGGCGCUUCAUGCCGCCGCUAGGGGCGGCAAUGUGGGCUUGUUGGCCGAGCUUUUGGGAGAUGACGGCGAUGUUCUCGCUUUUCGGGAUGCCAGAGGCUCCACGCUGCUGCAUACUGCCGCUGGGAGAGGCCAGCUUCAGGUAGUUAGGCAUUUAAUAUCCUCGUAUGAGACCAUGAUCGAGGCCGUGGACAACAGAGGCAACACGGCCUUAAAUAUCGCGGCCUACAGGGGCCAUCUAGCAGUGGUGGAGCUUCUUGCACGCACAAGUCCUAGCACCGCGUCUCUGUCAAACAACUAUGGCGACACGUUUCUUCACAUGGCAGUUUUGGGCUUCGUUGCCCCCGGCUUCAGAAGGCUGGACCGACAGCUAGAGCUCAUGAAACAACUGGUUUCCGGGAGCCUUGUGAGCAUGGAAGAUGUUGUCAACGUCAAGAACAACGAAGGCAGAACUGCCCUCCACAUGGCUGUCAUUGAGAACCUUCAAUCCCAAGUUGUCGAGCUGCUCAUGUCCUUGCGCUAUAUAAAUCUAAACAUACGCGAUGCUGAUGGGAACACGCCCUUAGAUCUUCUCAAGCAGCGCCCGCAGUCAGCCUCUUCUGAGAUUCUGAUCAAACGGCUGAUUGCAGCCGGAGGGAUUGAGAAUUCUAAUGAUCAGACCACAAGAAACGCCCUCGUUUCACAUCUGAGGAGGCAUGGCAUUGGAGGUAGUAGCCCCGGAACCUCUUUCAGAAUCCCGGAUGCUGAGAUAUUACUGCACACUGGGACGGAUGACCUUGGCCCCUCGAGCUGUGAUUUGACUAGCUCCGAGUAUGGAUACUCUGGUGAAAUCGAGCGCGUUGCAUCCACCUCCACCUCCUCAAAAUAUAACAAACUGGCCACCAUCAACAGUGCUGCCAAGCGUUUCAAGAAUCUACUGUUGAAGAAGGCCAGGAAUGGAGAUGCUUCUGAUAUGGAAGACGACUAUUCCAUCGGAUCGUGUAGAUUGAGCUCGAGCAGCAAGAACAGCCCUAUCUCGCUUAGGCAGCAAUUCUCGAAGCAAUCUUCCCUCCCAAACAACAAGAGAAUACAAUCUCUACCAGCCGGUGCUCUUCCAAGCCCAUCCACCAAGAAGAAGUUUGCUGCAGGGCUAACACACGGCGUGCUGCAGCUGCUGCCAAAGUCGUACACUGCCUCCCCUUCGAGCGCCUACUCUGAGUCGUCAUGGCCAUCUCCGCUAUCAGCUGAUAAAGGAAAGAGUCGUUAUCACUCCCCCAACUCGGGCAGCCUUAAAAUGAAGCAGAAGCACGCGUCGUUCAACUUGAGGCUGAUGAACAACUACUUCUGUUUCGGAGCACAAGGCUUGGCCGUGGACAACUCCAUUACCUCGCCACGGCCGAGCCAGAAUCAGCACAGCCUAGCUGUGUAGGUUUGGUUUUGAUCAUUAAUGGAGAAAGAAUACUUUCUUCAUGUGUUUGUAUGACUUUUGGUUAUGGACCAAUAAUUCAUAUUCAUAAUGUAAAUUAUUGAGAGGCUAUCUAUGUAUAGUAUUUAUACCUAAAAAUAAGGUUGGAAAUUUUGCUCGUUGUCA